AGCAGUAGAAAGAAGAGAUCUAGAGAGAGAGAGAGAGAGAGAGAGAGAGAGAGGAAGGAGGCCAGGUGGUGGCCGGUGUGAGAGGGGGAUUAAUAAUUAUACAAUGGCACCAGUUGAGUUGCCACCGGGGUUUAGGUUCCAUCCAACCGAUGAGGAGCUUGUGAAUUACUAUCUCAAGAGGAAAAUCCAUGGCCAAGAGAUUGAACUUGACAUUAUCCCGGAGGUUGAUCUCUACAAAUGUGAGCCUUGGGAGUUAUCAGAGAAAUCAUUCUUACCCAGUAGAGAUCCGGAGUGGUAUUUUUUCGGGCCGAGGGAUCGAAAGUAUCCGAAUGGAUUCAGAACGAACAGAGCGACCCGAGCGGGGUACUGGAAGUCGACGGGGAAAGAUCGGAGGGUAAUGUGCCAGAGUCGAGCCAUCGGAAUGAAGAAGACGUUGGUUUACUACAGAGGCCGAGCCCCUCAGGGGAUUCGGACCGAUUGGGUCAUGCAUGAGUAUCGCCUCGAUGACAAGGAAUGCCUCGAAUCCUCCUCCGGAAUUCAGGAUUCGUAUGCGCUGUGCCGAGUGUUUAAGAAAAAUAGUGUUUGCUCAGAGAACGAAGAACAAGCCGGACAAUGCAGCUUAUCGCUGAUUGAAACUUCACAAGAGAGUCGUGUCAUUAACAACAACGAUGGUGAUAUCAUGUCAUCUUGUUACGAUCCUCAAGUUCCAUUAACAUCGUCAUUUGUAUCAUCAUCGUCAUACUGCAUGGUCGACGAAGAUGAUAACAACGAAGACGAUGAUGAUUCGUGGAUGCAGUUCAUCACAGACGACGGUUCAUUUCUUCCCGCACAUACCUGAGCAAGGGAGAUCUGCUCCUUUAGUUUUGGUUUUCCAAAUGCAUUUCAGAAAACUCUCUCUGCUUUUUCCGAUUAAAAAAACAAAAAAUUCUCUGCGUUUUGUUUUGACGGAUUUUCAAAACUUGGGAAAUAUAUUUCCUUACUGAAUGAAUAAGUACUUGUGUUUCGAAAUGAAAAUUUUAAAAAGUUUUUCAGAAAACUGGAAAUGGAACCGAAGAGUGGAUGCAUGCAUGGGUAUCGUUAACGUACGAUUAUAUUGUGUUACAUGCAUGAUUUCGGAUUGAGCAGUGCUAUGUACACUCUUACCGACAACUCAUCUCUCACAUAUGUGUCAGCCCCACACAUUUAAUUGUGGGAUGAGCCCCACACAUAUGUGAGAGAUGAGUGAUCGGGGAGUAGUCAGUAGGAAUAUUGUACCUAGACUUAUUAUUUCGUAUUACAGUAAAUGUAAUAAGGCUCCAUUAAUAAUAUUAAUGCAAGAUUCUUUUGUUAAA
Messenger RNA from Rhododendron vialii, 1331 nucleotides. Its product is annotated as NAC domain-containing protein 86-like. Gene Ontology annotation, molecular function: DNA binding. The coding region runs from base 104 to 838 and encodes 244 amino acids. Gene Ontology annotation, biological process: regulation of DNA-templated transcription. The transcript is spliced from 3 exons. The record is from RefSeq and is a predicted model, not a curated record. NCBI's taxonomy places the organism in Eukaryota, Viridiplantae, Streptophyta, Magnoliopsida, Ericales, Ericaceae.